AUGGCACGGCGGAGGACAGAGUGGGACUGUGAGUCUACCAUCGAUCUUGUUCUGGCCUCGCAAAACUUGACGGACUCGAUGGCUAAGUGCGCAAUUCUGGAGGAUGACCACGGCUCGGACCAUGGCGCCAUUGAGACUGUGUUUGAUGCCCCGUGGCCGAGCCCAAAGUAUCAGGAACGGCUUCUACUGAAGAACGCGCCAUGGAAAGAGAUUGAUGCUAGAAUCGCGAGCACCCUCGCUGCCACUCCACCGGAAGGCAUAGUGUAG
This is a messenger RNA of Penicillium angulare, 267 nucleotides long. RefSeq lists its product as uncharacterized. Bases 1 to 267 code for a protein of 88 amino acids. NCBI's taxonomy places the organism in Eukaryota, Fungi, Ascomycota, Eurotiomycetes, Eurotiales, Aspergillaceae. The record is from RefSeq and is a predicted model, not a curated record. The transcript has a single exon.